AUGGUGGCGGGGGAGCUGGAGGCUGCGGCAGGAGAGCCAGCGGAGGCUCUGCAGCGCCUGCCGCUGCUGGCGGCGCUGUUGCUCUGCUGCACCGUGGGACAGGCCGACCAGGCCGGGGUGCCCCCUGCCCUUCGCCUCUUCUCCUCCCCCUCUCGCUUUGACUUCCUGGACAGCCCGCUGUGGCAGGCACGCAUCGAGGCAGCGGUGCAGGCUGCUCCAGAAGUGUCGGCAUGGUUGGAGGAGCGGCACAGCUCUCCCACAUACACGGAUGCCGAGCAGGAGUGCCGGUGGUGCAGGGAGGAGCUCAAGUGCCAGCUCAAGAUGUAUGGCUUGCUGACCAGGUUUCUGGUGCAGUCGCGCCCCGAGCUGCUGCUGCAACGCCACAACCGGCUGGCUGACAGUGCAGGCACGGCCAGCCACCCCGCCGGCAGCAACCCAAACCAGUCGCUGGGCCAGCACCUGUCUACCAGCCUCCUGCACGUGCUGCUGCACCUGCAGCACAACCGCACCUUUGCCGCGCUGCGCCAGUCAGCGGCACUGGCUGAGCAGCUGGGGUGGCGGUGGAGCGGCACACACCUGACUGCGCUGGGCCACGGGCACCAGCCCUGCUGGGACCAGCUGGCCCUCCUGCGCGUCUUCAUGCUCUACGACUUUUUGUCGCACCAGCUCAACUUUGGCGCGCUGGAGGAGGAGUGGCAGGAGCACCUGAAUGUGCUAUUCAUGCAGUCCAAGGAGCAUGCCCUGCCCUGGACCGUGGAGGGCAACCUGGAGCUCGCCAGCAGUCCGGAGCCCCGGGGUGGACACAUGUGGAGCACCUCUGUGCAGUGGGCGGUGCCCAAGCUGUGGUUCGACAUCAGCGAAUACAUUUCCACACCCGAAGAGCCCCAGUGGCACCACGCCGAGUCCAGGGCAUUCGUCGCGGCGGGGUAUGCCUGGUAUCCUAUCGUCCAGGCCUUGCACAAGGAUGUGGCUUUCGGCGUGCGCCUGUGGGCGCCGCCAGAGCACUGCGGCCAAGAGUUGGUGUUCAAUGUGUCCUUCGUUGUACAGCCGGGAACGGGCUCGGGCGCGACGGGCUGGAACGCAAGCUGGCUGUGCGCCUGGCCCGAGAGCUUUGACGAGAUGCUGGUCUGCAGCGCCCCCAAGGCCAUGCCGCUGUGGCGCAUGCUGACUGGCAGCCUGCCGGGCUAUGUCGAGCAUGAAGAGCUGCUGCUGUCUGUGACCGUGGGCCUGGCGGGAGAGGACUGCGUUACCAAGCACACCCGAUACGACAGCUUCAGCAUGCCCUCCGAAGCGCGGCUGGCGGCCAGCGAGGAGUGCCAGCGUGCCGAGAGGAGCCUGCUGGGCCCGCUGCACCAGGACAACAAGCCCCAGGCCAUGCUGGCAAGCCCCAUCAUCAGGUGGGGAUUCCUGCGCGGUCACCCCGGCCUGCGCGGCCUGCACGGCUUCGAGAGUCGGCGCCUGCCCGGCAGCGGCGCGCAGGGGGUGGGGCGCCAGCUGGCGGCGGCCGCCGCCGAGCGCCUGGCCAGCACGCCCUGGGUGGAUGCCGCCCAGUAUGCCGACCCUGUGGCCGAGACGGCACUGGCACAGGCGGCACACCUGGUGGAUCCUGCCGCCACCGGCAGCUGCGGGCUGGGGAGGGCAGAGCCAGCUGGGUAUGAGGAGGAGGAGGGUUUCUGCGAGGCAGACGUGUGGGAGGAGGAGCCAGACGUGCCAGCCAGCCAUCUGGCCAAUGCGCUGGCGGCGCUGGGCCUCCUCGCCGCCCCCCUGGCAGAGCGUCCGACUGAGGGCGAUGCAUCCCAGGUAGCCAGCAGCAGCGCUGUGGCUGCCCAGGCCGAGGCAGCAGCACCGGCAGACCCUGCCGCGAUCUCUGAGCCAGGCGCAUCCGCGGCUGGCCCCGCUGGGCAUCCAGCAGCAGACGCUGCGGCUGUGCCGUCGCCGGCAGAUGCCAGCGGCGAGGCCGGCCCAGCCAACAACUCGGCCAGCGCCGACGACAAUGCGGAAGCUGAGGAGGCGACGGCAGACGCCAUCCUGUCCGCGCCAGCCACAGCCGCAGCCGUACCACCGCCAGUGGUGGCGCACGCAGUGGCCCCGCCCCCGCCACCUGUGCUGCUGCCUCUCCCGCAGCUGCCUUCCCUGAGCGACAUCCUGGAGGCCAUGCUGCCACCCCAUGCAGCGGCAGAGCUUCCCAGCGAGUUUGGCUGGCAGGACGGCGGCGCAGCCUCGCCGACAGCCUAUCAGCGGGAGGCGCCGGCCGACAGCGUCCAACCGCUGCAUGUUGAAGCGCCGGUGGCAGUCGGUGGCGGCGCCAGCAGCAGCUGGAGCGCCGCCGCGCCCACUCCUGCUGAUGCGGGCGACGCUGGGCAAGGCGAGUCAGACAGCUGGGAGUGCAUCGUUUGCUGGGAGGAGCGGCGAGGCGUAGUGCUGAUCCCCUGCGGCCACAUCGCCUUGUGCCGCGGCUGCGCCGACGGCCUCAUGGCCUCCAAGCAGCCGCUGUGCCCCGUCUGCCGCGCCGGCGUCUCAUUUGCACAGACUUUCUUUGCUGCCUGA
Molecule: messenger RNA, 2547 nt
Organism: Chlorella variabilis
Lineage: Eukaryota; Viridiplantae; Chlorophyta; Trebouxiophyceae; Chlorellales; Chlorellaceae
Exons: 10
Coding region: 1-2547 (848 amino acids)
Biological process (GO): ubiquitin-dependent protein catabolic process; protein ubiquitination
Molecular function (GO): ubiquitin protein ligase activity
Source: RefSeq, a predicted model, not a curated record